GGACGGACAAGGGCUUCUCUAGGCGGGCGCCGCCGCGACCCAGGUCUCGACCAUUCCGGAAACUUCAGCCCCCAAAUUCCUCCCCUUCCCGGCGGUCCCUUCACGAAUUUCGUGUCGCCGCCGGCGACGAGCCUGGAAUCCCCACCCACAUCCUCCACCCCCCCUGCGCGGAGACCCAUGGACAGCAGCGGCGGCGUGGGCUGGUACGUGCUCGGCCCGAACCAUGAGCACGUUGGCCCCUACGCGCUCUCCGAGCUGCGAGAACAUUUUGCUAAUGGGUACCUCAAUGAGAGCACAAUGCUCUGGGCUGAUGGGAGGAGUGAAUGGAUGUCAUUGUCUUCGAUUCCGGAGAUCCAUUCUGGGGUCACAAAGAAGGAUCAACCUGAACAAGAAACUGAAGAUGAUUUCGAGAAAUUCCAGAAGGAGGUUAUAGACGCUGAGUCAGAGGUGGAGGCGUUGAAACCCAAGGAUGCAGAUGGUAACUUAAACAAAGAGCACGGCAUUGAUGAUCCUGACGAGCGACCAUCGUCCCCACCAGAUGGUGUGGAAGAAUUUAUUGAUGAUGAUGGCACCAUAUACAAGUGGGAUCGCAUGCUGAGGGCAAUGGUUCCUCAAAAUGAUGUAUCAGGUAAAACAGACGGCUAUGAAGAGAAUGAUGAACCGGGUAAAAAGGAUGACUAUAGACUUGAGGACAUGACUUUUGCACUCGAGGAAGAAGUAUUUCAACCACCAGAUAUUCCUGGCUCAUCCACAUUAGAUGAGAACAAUGCUUCAACUGAAAAAGAAAUUAAAGAACCAGUAAAGGUAGAAAAGAGACAGGAAAAGAAGCGGAAAUCUUCUGAGAAGCCUGUUGAAAAGAAGGAAGCUAACAAACCUCCAGAAAGUUGGUUUGAUCUCAAAGUCAACACACAUGUCUAUAUUACUGGUUUACCUGAUGAUGUCACAGCUGAGGAGAUUGUAGAGGUAUUUUCCAAAUGUGGAAUUAUAAAGGAGGAUCCUGAGACAAGGAAGCCCCGAGUGAAAAUCUAUACUGACAAGGAAACAGGCAGAAAAAAGGGUGAUGCUCUAGUGACCUAUCUGAAGGAGCCUUCUGUACCUUUAGCAAUUCAACUAUUGGAUGGGACAUCAUUCCGCCCUGGUGGCAAGACCCUAAUGUCUGUAAGCGUGGCCAAAUUUCAGCAGAAAGGUGAUGUUUUUAUGGCCAAGAAAGCAGAUAAGCAAAAGAAAAAGAAAGGCAAGAAGGUUGAAGAUAAGAUGCUGGGAUGGGGUGGGCACGAUGAUAAGAAGGUGAUGAUUCCUACCCAAGUGAUUUUGCGGAAUAUGUUCACUCCUGCUGAAUUGAGAACUGAUGAAACUUUACUUCCUGAGCUUGAGGAAGACGUUAGACAGGAAUGCAUGAAGUUUGGUCCGGUUGACAAUAUCAAGGUUUGUGAAAAUCACCCGCAAGGAGUUGUAUUGGUUAAAUUCAAAGACCGGAAAGAUGGUAUCAAAUGCAUAGAGGCCUUAAAUGAAAGAUGGUUUGGUGGGAAGCAAAUACAUGCGAGCGAAGAUGAUGGCUCGAUCAAACAUUCUCUCAUCCGUGACUACGACGCUGAGGUGUCAAGGCUGGAGCGCUUUGGAGAAGAGUUAGAAGAAGAAUCCACAUAGGAAGUCAAUCAUCCGGUGUUUUAGUGCUGUUUUGUAGCUGAUAGCUUGGAAUUACAACACAAAAGGAAAGAGAGAAUAGUUGGAUCAUCUGUUCGCUUGUUAUUGAUCUUAUUAAGACUGCUUCUGGGUUAACUUUAAGCAGCCAAACUAUUACAGUUCAUCGGCUAAAGUCUGUCUUGGUGUACAUCACAGAGACACUGAGCCUUUUGGCAUACUAACAUGCACUACUUGCUGCUAAGCAACUUGCUAU
Molecule: messenger RNA, 1897 nt
Organism: Brachypodium distachyon (stiff brome)
Lineage: Eukaryota; Viridiplantae; Streptophyta; Magnoliopsida; Poales; Poaceae
Product: splicing factor U2AF-associated protein 2
Exons: 13
Coding region: 178-1647 (489 amino acids)
Biological process (GO): mRNA splicing, via spliceosome
Cellular component (GO): U2 snRNP; U2-type spliceosomal complex
Molecular function (GO): RNA binding
Source: RefSeq, a predicted model, not a curated record